CGUAACUUUUUUAUUUAUGGGGGAUUUGAAUGCCAAAUAAUAAGUUUAUCAAACUAUUUUUCAACAGCAAUAACAUUUUAUUUUAGCAUCAGUGUCAGUGUCUAACUUAUUUUGCUUUUUUAGUUCUAGCUGGGCGCCAUCCUUGUCACUUCAGGACGGCCUAACUAGCAUCAACAUCAAUGAGCUUGCAGCAGCUUUUCGGAAAAAAACGUGGUAAUGGUGGCAUCGUACUGCUCGAGAACGUGUGUAGUGUGUUCUGUGUGUUGUGCGUGAUUGUCUGCGGUGUUGGAAUCGGAACGUUGCAGCGAUGAUUACUCACGCUUACGUUCGAUACCAGGACGACAAACAUUUGGCAAUCGUGCCAGUGGAAGACAUAAAAAAUUUCAAUCCGAAUGAGGAUUAUUCGACAGCCUUCUUUAUGGUCAAAUGGACCGAUUCCACCGGCACAUGUGCCUACUACCGCGCAAGAAUUUUGCGGGUUGGAGAGUCGGAACAAGACUUGAAGGAAAUUGUGUCCCGAAAAAGGGUGCGGGUGAGGCCCCUAAUUGAAGAUUCUGAUCAAGCCAGCGAUGGCGACAGCAAUGUUGCACCAUCGAAGGAACAAGACAAGCCCUCCGAGAGUAGGGAGCGGCUUUUAAAAAUUCUACAAAAAAAGAAAAAAGCUGUGAAGGUCUCACCCUCACAGGAGGCUGAGCUGAAUGAGCUCCAAAAAAAAGUUGCAGAAAUGCAAAAAAAAAUAGAUGCUCAGAACGAGGAACUCGUAGAGCUUCGAGGGCUGAACAGAGAUCUCCAAAAGGAGCUCCUAGUCAAGAUCAGAGAAGGCUCCAGUAGAUACAAAAGUGCAGAGCCUACUGCUCAGUCCCACAGCCCUGGCACCCCUCUGCCACACAGCAUGGACAUCACUCUUCCAGCAGUUAGCAGCACACCAUCCCCCCCUUCAUCACCCACCAGAGAGUGCCCACAUUCUCCCUUGAAGGCGCAAGCUGGUGCAUCAGGCGGUAGCUUGGUUGACAUUGGACAAGGGCUGCGAAUUCCGCUGGAAACAUGGCGUCGUGUGCAGGCUCGGGACAAAGAUUCUUUGUUCAUUAAGGAUCUGCUGGUGACAAUCUGGGAUCCAGCUCAGCUACAAGGACGAUCAUUGCAAGGCAAGCAUUGUCCUCGUUUCCCAAAUCGGCCGAGAAAGGAUCCAUUGACACCAUGGAAGGUGUCUGUCAUGCGAACCUGCUACAAGCGUCGCUUGGAAAAGCAAGGUUUCCCAGACAGUGCGGUCCAAACGCUCAUGAAGCGAAUGAACCAUUAUGUUGGAGAGAAAAUCGCAGGCAUCGACAAGAUGGCAAAGAGGGUGCAGCGUGACUAACCAAUGUGGCUGUAGCAAAGUGCUGGACCUGCAUGGCAAGAUACCGCAUAUUAUGUUUGUAAAUAAAAGAUGUUCUGUUUUACAAUAA
This is a messenger RNA of Rhipicephalus microplus (southern cattle tick), 1445 nucleotides long. RefSeq lists its product as uncharacterized. NCBI's taxonomy places the organism in Eukaryota, Metazoa, Arthropoda, Arachnida, Ixodida, Ixodidae. Gene Ontology annotation, molecular function: DNA binding. Gene Ontology annotation, biological process: negative regulation of DNA-templated transcription. The record is from RefSeq and is a predicted model, not a curated record.